Molecule: messenger RNA, 941 nt
Organism: Amoebophrya sp. A120
Lineage: Eukaryota; Dinophyceae; Syndiniales; Amoebophryaceae
Source: the annotation of a GenBank genome assembly
CCCUCGUUGUGUACUGAUAGAUAUGUUUGUCGUUCAGAGAGUCGAAGUUUUGCGGUUGCUGCAGACAUCUCUUUCUGUCGAGGGCGGACGCAAAGAGAGGCACUUGUUCCGAGGGUGAAUCUACGUUCAAGGAAAAGCUUCUUGUAAACAUGAUGCUUCGUAGUUGCAUCAGUAGCUAAGCAGGAGAAGUAGACUUCCGACUCACUCUUGGCUGAACCUGCACGAUGUCCCCUCCCUCGAGGAAACCGGCAACAUCGCUCCUGCCUUUCGUUGGUGUCUGCUUGUCACUCAGCACGGCGGUUUACCACGCGAAAGCGCACGGUCUGCUCAGCAGCGGGUCCUCGGCCAAGAAGGACGAUGAUGUUCCUGUGACGAAAAUAAAUUGGCCGCGCGUGGAAACUGGCUCUUCGUCCGUGCACCUUGGCGUUGGUGACAAGUUGUCCGUGACGCUGUGGGGCAACCCGGUAACUGGAAGGCGAUGGGUGCGUGCGAAUGCGGACGACAAUGCCUGCGUAUCGAGCAAGGGACCCACCUUCAAAGAGGACGCUCCCCAAGAACCGAGCCUCGGCGGGACUUGGACCUUCGUUUUUACCACGGACAAGUGCUGCGAAACUACGGUGGAGUUCAACUACGAGGAGGAAGACCGCGAGGUGUCCGCGGAGCUGGGCACGAAAGACGCAACUUACAGCGUGGAGGUCAAAAUUCGGCCGAGCCCGGCUUCAUUGAAAUUUGGUGACGGCUGCAGUUUGGAAAACAAGGACGACGGCGAAGAUGACUCCUGGUUUGUGUAGUUUCACGUCAUUUUGUAGUUCCAAAUUAGUGCGAGUUUGACUGUACUGAUCAAAGUCGCAGCAGCACUGGCAGGAACACCUUGCAAUAGCGCAGCCUUGUUUUGCAUCUUUUGCUCGCACUGCACCCAGAGAGGGCGCGCAUAAGCGGAU